Messenger RNA from Fonsecaea erecta, 1920 nucleotides. RefSeq lists its product as hypothetical. The transcript has a single exon. Gene Ontology annotation, molecular function: dynein heavy chain binding. Lineage: Eukaryota; Fungi; Ascomycota; Eurotiomycetes; Chaetothyriales; Herpotrichiellaceae. Gene Ontology annotation, biological process: microtubule-based movement; microtubule cytoskeleton organization. The coding region runs from base 1 to 1920 and encodes 639 amino acids. Gene Ontology annotation, cellular component: cytoplasmic dynein complex; centrosome. The record is from RefSeq and is a predicted model, not a curated record.
AUGUUGGCAACCUCGCAACCGAGCCCCAGCAGCUUUCCUCGCCCGUCACCCUCGUCCACCCCCAUUCCGUCCUCCUUUCUCCGCCCCGGCAGCAAGGAUGGCGACCGACAAGCGAUCUGGGUGCCCAUGCUCAACAGCGCCUCCAAGGGCAAAGACCUGUCUGAAAAGCAACUCAUCCUGCUCGGCGGCACCCCGGACCAACAGCGCGGAUUCCUCGAGCAAUUGAACCCUCCCAAUCAAAGAGCACGUUACGCCAACAACGACCGACGACGGCAACCUAGAAUAGCCCCGAUCUCGAACCGCUACGCGCUGGGAUAUACCUAUCACGAUGUGUUGGACGCCGACCAGGAAGACGUGCUGGCGAGGAUGAACAUCUACAUGCUGACGAACCCCUCGGCGAACUUCGCACCACUCCUCAAGCCGCUUUUCACGCCCAAGACGGUCAAAGCUACGUUGAUUACAAUCUUGCUGGAUUGGUCGGAUCCCUUGAAGUGGGCACGACAACUACGGCAGUGGAUCCGGUUGCUGAGGGCCGUGAUAUUGACGCUGGACGAGCAGACAAAGAUCGAGAUGGAGGAAAUCAUGACGGCCUGGAAGGAGAAGAGAAUUGGGCCCGAUGCUCCUUCUGCCCAACCCGGCAGUGGCAGCAGCGCGACGGCGGCGGCUGAGCAGAGAUCGGUUGUCCCACCGGGACCAGGAGAAUGGGACGAAGGACUCGGCAUUCCGUUGUCGGUGGUUUGUAUACAGGCGGAAAAGAUCCAGGACCUGGAACGGGACCACGGCUGGGGGGAAGAUCAGUUUGACUUCCUGAUGCAAUGGCUGCGAUGUGUUCUGCUGAAACAUGGAGCCUCGCUCGUCUAUACUGCCACAUUCGACCCCAACAACGUCCGGACGCUGGUGCAUUCGAGUCUGAGUAUUCAAUCCCUAUUGAAGCGGGAGGUGGCGAAACACAACAUCGUCGACCGAGAUAAGAUCCUGGUGCCGCCGAACUGGGACUCCUGGGGGAAGAUUCGGAUUCUCAAGGACGGGUUUGACCCGGAGGCCGUGGCGAAUGCCUGGUCUGUGGAGAUACAGCCCCCUCCCGAAGAGAUAUUCGACCUCUCAGCGAAAGGCUCCGACCAAGAGCCCGAGGGCUCUUCUCAGAACAGCGAGGCCGACUCAGCAUCAGCAGUCCAGCUGUUUGAGAGCACGCUGCGCCGUCCCGCCGACAUACGGCCCGCGUUCCAGCCACGUACGCACGACGAAGCGGUCUCUGUGCUGUCUGUCCAAGAAUUUCUGCAAGCACAACAUGAGAUGCUCGAAAAGCUGAAGGCGGAAGACGAAAAGGCUGAGAGGAAAUCGCGAAAGGGAGCACCUGCACCCACCGGCGCUGGUGCCGGCAGUGUCGAAGCGGGCGCCGGGGAAGAGGGACCAAAGGGGGUUUCCAAUCCACGCAUGGCCGAGCACAUUGGUCCCUACCAGAUCAACGUGAAUGGGAUCGAUUUCGACGCCGAGGAGGCCACACGACGAUUGCGCGAGCGGGAGAGCGAGCGGCAGAAUGCGGCCAAGAACGUGUCCACGACGAGCGUCCCGCAUGCAUCCGGGGUCGUUACAGGGACCGGCACCAGCACGCCCAUGCGUCGUCUGGGCAGCGACCACGGCGGCGGCGGUGGUGGAGACGGGACACAGAUGUCCUCUGGGGGUGGCGCCGGCGCCAGCAAGCAGAGCAACGAAGCCAUGUCGCAGUUCUUUGCGAAUCUGAUCCACAAGAAGGACAAGAGGGGCGCCGUGAGCGCGGGUGCCAGUCCCACCCGGGUCGCAACGGGGGGCGCUGGUGGAAGUCCUGCUCCUCCUCGCGGACACGGGGCUGGAAGUGCGGCGACGGCGGCGGCAGCAGCAGCAGCAGGAGGCGGAGGAGAAGAGAGAAGACGUGAGUCUUAG